Messenger RNA from Porites lobata, 19197 nucleotides. The record is from the annotation of a GenBank genome assembly. Lineage: Eukaryota; Metazoa; Cnidaria; Anthozoa; Scleractinia; Poritidae.
AUGGUUCCUUUAUUUUGUAUCAGGAUUUUCUACCUCUUCUCCUUACUUAGCCUUAAUUUAGUUUGUUGUAAUUUAUAUUCUGAUUCACUCGCGUCUGAGACAAAUAGUUGUGACGCUAGGGACCAUGCUUGUAAUUCCAAAACACGCCUUCUUGAAGAUCGGGAAGACAGUGGUCCGACAUUUGUGGGACGAAGUGGUCUUACACGAUUAGAUGGCUUUAAGGUAAGCUAAUUCAACUCAUCUAUUUGCAAUUUUUCCUAAACGUAGGCUUUAAAAGGAUGACUAUAUCCGAUAAGUGCCAUUUUCGAAAGCGGACCGUUUACCAGUGAACGAGUUCUUCGGGGUGUCUUCUGAUGUUGCGUGCAUGUCUUGUGUUGUUUAACAGUACAAGUUUAAACCAGCUUUACUUCUGUGCUUAAUCUCAGAUCGGUAUGCAUUUAAAUUUUAAAUUAUUUUUUGUUAUGAUCCUUUGUCAUAAAUGCUAACUACACCAGGAUGUCGUUUAUCUGUGGUUAAUCGUUUUAUGAUCCUUGUGAUCAUGCUUGCAUUCAUCACCGGCCUGGAACGGUAAAGUAUAGAGAAAUAAACCCCGUCAGUACUUUUCUCAGAUUUGAAUGUUAGUACUGCUAUCAUCAUUGCAAAUGAAUUAGCUCCAUAUUCGUCGCAUAAUUAAAAUCUACUGUUACCGCUUUUUCCAGUCCUCCUCAGUCCCUAUAUCUUGGUCACUGCGUGGUGGAUUGCACUUUAUAAAAUAACUAAGAUAGUACGCGCGCUCUGAUUGGCCAAGAGGCGUGUUUGCAUGAGAGUAUGUAAACAUGGUUGUGACGCCAACUUGUUUGGCUUUCCGCGCGCUAAUCACGCCAUCACGAAUUUGAAAAAAGGUUUUGAGUUGAAAAAUUCGAUAAGUUGACUUUAUUUACCCAUUUCCUCGUCGGUUGAAAAAAUCUUUAGAAACAUGCUGUGUCAAUUUUUUUUCGCUUAAGCUGACAUUUUAAGCGAGAAAAACCGUAUUUUGGAAAGCAUCUUUUUUGCAAAACAAACACUGAUUAUGCGUACAAGCUUCGUGUACAAGACUGGUAAGAAUUUCUCUUUUAAUCAAUGCUCUUACCAAGAGCGUUUUCCUUUUUUUUCUCGGGAAAGUUAUUUUAUAAAAGCAAUAGAAAACGUUUUUGCUCUGUUUGGGUUGGGAGAAUUCUCGACAGUUAUGCAAAAACUCGACUUCGUCUCUGGUUUGCAUAACUGUCUCGAAUUCUCCCAACCCCUCUCGUGUUUAUAUCAGGCUAUGCAAACACGGAAAACGUUUUCUAUUGCUUAAAUAGUCUUAGUUACAAGGUUGCUAUUCUCAGUUACCCCUUUCCCAAACUCCACCUCGAAGACUUCUUCUUUCUUCAACUAAGCGACUUUAAGAUCCAACUGACGUGACCGCAACACGAGAACGUCAAAAACAACAAACAAACAAAAAACAAACAAACAAACAAAAAGAAUUGGUUUAAUAAGCAAAACAACAACUUUGCACUUUUUGUGCAGCUCGUAAACAAGCAACGACGAAAUUUUAUUUCUCUAUAUGAACUUGGAUAUGGUACCUUGGAAUUCUGCUUCGGGAGGAUUCACCGACAUUUGUCAAAGGGCGUGGGUAAGAAUAAUCGCGAUAAAGACUGAAGGAUGACAAAUUCACUUUUUUAUGCGACGUUCUCGUUGCCGUCGCGUCGUAAGAUAUUAAAGUCCCUAGUUGAGAUAGACUGACUCCUAGAGGUAAGCUUUCGAGUGGCCCAUUGCUCAGCGUUGGUAUCGCGAGUGAGAUACGUUUAAACUGAGGUUGUUUCACAAAAUAACGAGGCUAUUGCUGUGCAUGUUGUCAGAGAUAUGUGUCUUAGGCCUAGGCCAAACGUCGGACCCUUCACCAGACGAACGAAACUUGGUAUGUUAAGUUCAUGAAAAGUUCGACGUCUGGCUCAGUUACGUUCCUCUGAAUGAGUUUGGAUCGUCCAACACCCAACACGUGAGUGGUCAUACUACGUUUAUUGAUAAUUACACAGGUUGGUUAUGUGGAGGAAGUAGACUUAGGAGAUUGCUGGAGAGACCGAAUUACUAGAGCAAUGAAGCCACUUUUAUUUGGUAAGAUACAUUCAUAUUCAAAGUCAUCGGCAGUUAACUAUAUACACCAUGGUGUUGAUGGGUUGCACCACACCCCAAGGUAUAUGUGUUCUUUUUUGUCAAAGGCUUUACUGUGUUUGCAACAAUUCUUCGUUUUGUAGAUUUGUUGAAGUCUGACGCAGAUUUCUCUUGUAUAUCUGAGAAUGCUCCGCAUAACCAUUAUGCAUUUGCAUUAUGGUCAGAUGAUCCUAGCUGUACCUUAGUUAUCACCCAUGGCCAGUUGCAAUGUAAUCCAAGACAGUCUUUGAUUUUAGAUUCCAUGCAAGAUGUGUAUAUAUUCCGGACACCCUUUGUUAGUGGGACUUUUAUUUCGGAUUCCAAUAGUUAGCGGGAUUCCGGAUGCCUUAAACGGCUGAAUUCCGGAUUCCAAAGCCCAGUAUUCUGGAGACGAGAAAUAAACGCGCAUGCGGGCAAUGUAGCUAGGCUGCAGAUGGCUUGCCUCCUUUAAUCAGUUGGUUGGGUUUUGAGAUUGACGCUCCCUUACAGGUUUUUAACACUUUUUCUAACUAGGAGAUAAAGGCAAUUCGUGAAAACUCAGUCUUAAAAUUAACCAGGGAAAACGUGCUUUUCACCACAACAGAAAUUCCUCACUUUUUGACGAACGAAGAAUGUGACUACAUAAUAAAGCUGGCUGAGCGAAAUGGCCUUGAAUCAAGUAUCGCUCGCGGGGGAUUGACGCCAAAGAAAGACUUAGAAGUACCAAAAGUUGAAAGUAAGUACGUAGCUACAUGCAUGUAGCUAAGACCUGAAAAAAUUACAUCACAUGUGUAGGUAUCGAUUAUAAAAUUAACGCUACUAGUCAAAAAAAAAAAAAUAAUAAUAAUAAUAAUUAAUAACAAUUCUCACCUGGUGACUAGAAAAUUUUCCUCUUUUGACGGAACAAUCGCACACAAAACCGACAACGCUUCGAUCUAAUCUCGUGCCUUCUUAUGAUCAGACUAUAAGAAUAGAGAGGGCUAUUCCAUUAUAAUAGCAGAGCUCCACGCGCGCACGAAGUACACGCGCGUGGGCGGAGUCCCAUAGCUAAGAAAAUCUAUCCAUUCCAGAAAAUUUGGUAAGCACGUGACCGUACACCGACCCCCUCCGACCGUCCGUCCGCACCACAUGCAUACCAAUGUAAAAUAACUCAAUCAACAAGUAUAGCAACCCAAAUGCAACUCGAGGUUAUUUUGGCUGGAAAUCGCAUAGCCACCCGAGUCUUUUAAAGCAGAGACAACUGAAGGGUCAAUAAAGACGAUAAAGGAAAGCGGCAAUUGUUUCUGUAUCCGUGUUGUCUGAAGUAUUAGGCUUAGAUUAAUUGUCAUGUCCACAAAUUUGGAAAAUAGAGCAAGAGAAAGACAGAGAAAAAGAGAAAGUAGGCGGCAGGCCAGCGAAUGAACGAGAAAAAGGGAGAGAGAUCUAGAGCAAGAGAUAAACAACAAAGGAGACAUUUUUUUUGUUGGAAGAACAACACGAGAAUUUUGCAGUGGCAGUGAGAAAAUAAGAAAUGCUAGCGGCCACUAAUGGAAGGUGAAAAUGAGCGGCAGUAAAAAAUAGUAAAUGAGAACACGUACGACAUUUCCGCCAUAAAAUGUGUAACUAUAAGAGGUUUCUGGAACUUUCACGUUGUAGUCGUGCAAAACAACUGCAAAGAAUUGUACAAAAAAAGUGUGCUGCACGAACAAAGUUGCUUUUUUGCUAAUUAGACAUAUUGUUGUUUUUCACCGUCAAUUCUCCGGCGUUGCCUUGGCCGCUUAGCAUUACACGAGUUUGUAUUUUUUUAUCAAACUAUAAGGAUUAUCGAGAGCUUCGCUUUUAGCCCUGGCUAAAUCUAUCUAUUAUACACACCUUUGCUAAAUUUUCUGAGGGAGUAUAUGAAAAUAAAAGGAAUUUCUGAUGACUGUAGAACUGAAGGCUGCAUUUUCUGAGAGGACAUACCUAGCAGAAAAGCUUCUUUUCAUUCAUGGCACAUCAGGUACUUUUGUGAGAAAUAUACAUUUUCAUGCAUUUUUCUGAGCGCUUUGACGAAAAACGAUCAUUUUACUUUGGGUUACUAGUACUUCUUUAACUCGAGGUACGUGGUGUACUAAAUGGAAUGGUGUUUAACCUCGUAUAUGUUUGCAUCAUUUACUAAGGGAAUACAGCUGCUCCUCGCUAAUUGCCUUCUCCUCCUCCUUCGUCUUUUUCAUCAUCUGCUACUUUGUAGGCGGAAAAGGAGAAGGUGCGGCAGGGAUUUUUGAAGCUUGGGAUAUAAACUAUGACGGAAAAGUCACAGUUGAAGAGGUAUGGUUGAGUUCAUGAUUAUCUUUUUCAAGAGCUUCCGCCUCGAUUUGAAACCGAAUAUUCUUUGUAGGAGGACUGGUGCGUUGCGCGUGAAACCUGGCGAGACUAUUUUUUUUCUCUCAGAAGUAAUGGACAUUAAUUUGUUGUUUUUCCUUGUUUUGUUUUUGUUUUUGAUGUUGUUUUUGUCGAUUGUUUUACACUCGAGUGAGUAUUAACGUUUGUAAUUAUAUAUACUCUUCCAUUGGUGCUUCCACAAGCGCUGCGCCACACACUCAGUUUAAAAAAGAACUUUUUAGGGUUUUAUCAUUUUCUUUUUGAACAGGUGAUCGAUUUCGCUAAAAGAUACAUGUAUGUCAUAUUUAGUGAAGGUGAUCUAAUGGAAAUGUAAGUGAUUUUUUAGAAGUAUUCAAAGUCGCUACUUGACCCUUCACAUGCAGAAAUAUGACUUUGCAAUUAUACCAGAUAAAGAUAGAAAUAAUGUACUUGUAGGUGGAGUGGCUUCUCGGGCUGAGUACGCUCUGACCUGCUCGAAGCCUGAGUGGGGAAAAGAAAGUGGACAAUUUCUCUUUCCUUUACUUUCGUACAAGCCUAAACCCCUUAAUUUUAAUCUUCUUCUCAACCACGCGGAUUUGCUAUAAGCCUGAGUGGGGAAAAGAAAGUGGAAAAUUUCUCUUUCCUUUACUUGCAUACAAGCCUAAACCCCUUAAUUUUAAUUUUCUUCUCAACAACGCGGAUUUAGGACCCUGCAAUAGUAAUACCUAAAUCUAACACUGACGAAUGAACGUCAAAUUUUAGGUUUCGUCCACAGACAUAGAGAGUGACCAUAGAUUGCAAAAAUACUUUUUUAGUCUUUUGAUGAACUAAAAAGAUAUGUUUUUGUCCGCUUAACAGACUUCACAAAGUGAAUGUAACUGAAUUAGAUGACGGUAAGUACAUGGGCAGAUGGAAUUCUGUGCGUAAAAAUUGAAAAACUUAAUUUUAAGUUGACUAAUCAGCCCAUUCGUUCACUCUGCAGGUGUCAUCACGUUCAAAGAGUUCGAAAAUAUGAACACGCGUGGCGCGGAUACCAUGAUGUACGUUGCUAGCAAAACUCAUCCAAAGUACAGGUCUCGGUAUAGCGAUCAGACUUGGAUUAACCAGAGAUAUCUAAGGGAUCCUGUAUUGGAUAGAAUAAUGGAAAGGUAAGGAAAAAGUGAGGAAGCCACUUGGCAAGUACAAGGUCAUUGUAUUUGACUUCCAACGUUUCUAAUGAUCAGCGCAGUGUUUAAUAGCAUAUAUAUUUUCACGUUUAUAUUCCUACAGAGUAAUCAAAUUAACCAAGCUACCAAAAGAGAUCAUUUACGGAAGCGAGCGAAUACAGGUGAAUUCUUUUUUACCACAAUCAAAAGAAGAGAACUAAACCCGGCUUUUUGAGGGUAUGAAAGGUAGAGAAUUGUCCUAUACCUCAAGAAUCCAAUGCAGCUCGCGUCAGUGCAAAUCUUUAUCUAGCUAUUCCAGUGGCAGAUUUUCACAUUUAAAAGUUAAAAUUUGCAUGGAAUAGUUUCGAAAUAGUUGGGUUUUUUUGCAGGGUUAUUUACGGAUUAAACCGUCACUGCGGGAACCCCUUGAUAUUGUUUGAAUGUAUAGAUGCUCCUUUAAAAAUACAGUGUCUUUAGGAACUUGUUGCUGUAAAGAAUCGAGAAACAAAAUCCUUCGACCGUAACAUAACUUGUGCUCUAAAUAAUAUAUCUUCCAUUAUCGUAAUAUGCCGGCCUGUUCUUCAAGAUUUCUCUUUAAACUGAUUCGGAGGAGAUUUGAACUGAUUCGGCAUAUUCAGAACAAAGAGAGUUUAAUUGCCGACGCAAGGCUCAAGACUGUUCCCCAAACCCUAUUUGGCAUAUUCAAAGCAAAGCCCUGAUUUCAGCCUUUUAUUUAAUAGGCUCAUACGAGCAAAACAAAAUUUCGAACUUGUGUUUUGGUUUUACAAAUGUUAGGUUUAAAUUAUCAAAUGUUUCAUUGCUAACAUUUUUAAAGAUACUUAUUUUACAAUUUCCCGUUCCCCCAAUGGACGACAACUAUUUAAGCAAAUAGAAUAUAGUGGCAAUAACGCAAUAAUACAAUUAUGGCACGAUUGUUGUGCAUUUGUUUGCGCUACGGGGGCAAUUUUUGUAUAGAUACUUCGCCGGGAUCUGCUACUUGUGGUCUUACCUAAGUUUUGAAUAUUUCAGAGUCCUUCCUAUGAUCGUUGAGAUUGCAGCUUGUGUAAAAUUGUGUGGAAAUCGAUGGUACAAAAUUUGGGGAAACCUAUUUGCUUUUGUGGAAAUUCAAAGACAACUACCUGACGUAGUCAGUUUCUAUGUUGGUGUCAAGCAAGCUCAUACCUUAAUAUUUUUAAAUUGACUUUUGCGUUAAUUUCGUUUAGGUUGUGUAUUAUGACAAGAACGGCCAUUACAAUGCGCAUUUUGAUUCUGAGACUCACAGUAUGAGCCACGUUCCUUGCUGCCAUCAAGUUGAUGAAGCAGUAAUGCUCAGCUUUGAAAGUCCUUGCAGACUUUGCAGGUAAGUUAAAAGUUCAUAACAACACGUGGCGAGAGAGGGAGGGGCGGGGGGUGUGGGGACGACCUGUAAUCCGCCCGGUUCCCUACCUUUUGAAGCCUUAAAUCUUAACCAGUUUAAAUGCAAGCUGUAAAUUUUACAGGCUAGAUAUAGUACCGCGUAAGUGGAUAAUACAACAAAAUAAAAACAAAAUGGAGGUUUGCCGCCCUGUGUGGCUAAUUCUUAUUCAUUGAAAGCUGUUUCGCUCUCGCCGAAAUUAGACCACGUUUGGUUUAAAAAUAAGUUCUGUCGCAUUUAAUAAGCAACUAUCUGAAAUAUUAACAAAUGUUUUGUAAAUUAGGAUUUUUUCGUUUGCAGAGAUUAGCCUCAUCACUUUUAAAGGGCGCGUUACUGAAGUUAAAAUUAGUCUUUUUACUUAAACAAUUUUAGGUAAACGACUAAGUGCAUGAAUAAAUGAAUGGAUGAGUCAAUAAUAAAUGCUAAAUACAAGCUGCAAAAAUUAAAGAUCUUUACUUUUACGUCAAAAACACUUGACGACAUCAAUUCACCAUGCAAGAUAAUAAUCAGUUUAUAAAAGCGAGGUAGGUAGAGUACUAGUCGAUAGUCAACGAAUUUUCCAUACUUAUCUGAAUCUCCCCCUUAGGUACAUAACCAUAUUGUAUUAUCUUAAUGAUGUGGAGGCUGGAGGAGAAACAGCUUUUCCUGUAGCGGACAACAAAACAUUAGACAUGGACGUAAGUCUAACUGAGAAAGUCUCUCACCAGUUGCAUUCGAUUACCGUAUAGUCCAUCCAAAGAUUAUGCAGCUAAAAGAUUGCUCUUGUGUUUUUUUUUUAUUAUUAUUAUUUUCGUAUUUUCAUUUUUCGUCGUUCAGAUGAAAGCGUCCGUAAUAUUUAGCAAAGUACUACAAAAUGUGAAACACCGACAAACUGAUUUCUUGUCACAUUUACCUUAUAAUUGCUGGUUUGGUGAAAAUAAUCCUCUAUUCAAAAUGUAGGUUUAUCUUGCUCUAACCAGUGUAAAUCUCUCAUCAGGCUUCAAAAAUGAAAGGAAUUUAAGCAACAGAUUCUGGACAUUUUCGGUAGAUAGGCCCACAUUUAUCUUUGUAGUAUUUUUAGACUUGUAUUGCAAUAUCUAAAAAUCGUUCACAUGUCAUUAAACUGAAAACAGGUGACACCCAUGAUGAAUAACUGGCCAGCGUUUUAGAAAUAGCACUGUGAUUAUACCUUUGUCUUCAACAGUAUCUCAGAAAUAGCCGCGCAAAGUUGGACUUUUAUAACCUUAGCCACAACUGCCACAAGGGCAAUCUCGUGCUUAGUCCCCGGAAAGGAACGGCGAUCAUGUGGUACAAUCAUCUUAUGGAUGAAGAAAGCGGUUGGCUUGGAGAAAUGGACGAAUAUAGUUUACAUGGUGGAUGUGACAUACUGAAAGGAGAAAAAUGGAUCGCAAAUAACUGGAUAACAGCACCAUAUAAGGACGGGGUCCAUAUAAAAAGCACCUGGCUUACUUUCAAGCACUAACAUGAUUUCUCCAUUUGUUGUACAUUUUCCUGCUGUCUACAAUGAUACGUGAUAGAGACCCUGCAAUGGUGCUUACAGUUAAGUAUCUGUUCUAGACCGCAAAUUCCGCGGACUCAGAAUCUCCGAAUCGUUUUUGGAUUCACAGUUAGCAAUAAGCGUAGGUAAUCUUUAAAAGGGGCAAGUGAGCUGUUAUGGCCUUUCAAGGGGAGGGGGUAGCUGUGUCCCCAUGUUGCACCCAUUUUUAGAGCAACAGCCAUCGAGCAUUGAGUGAUAAGAGUUUUGAAAAAUUGAUUUCCUUUAUUUUUUGCUUAUUGAGGACUUAUAGGUGAGAUAAGAAAAUUGAUGUAAAUUGUUUCCGUCAAAAGAAUUAAAAUUUUAGAAAAGUAAAAAAAUAUUGGUUUUCGUGUUUGAAGACUCAAAAUAGCAUAACUCUUAACCCGACACUCGUUAACACCAACUCUCUUCAAAUAAGCCAAAAAUAGCGCGCCCAUGAAGAUCGCCCCAUGUAAUGGAAUCCAAGACAGUGUUGGAUUAUGGAUUCUACGCAGUAGAUACCAGAUUCCAGGUUCUGGAUUCCGGAUAGUUUGUCAGUGGAACUUAGAUUCCGGAUUUCAAUCGUUAGUGGGAUUCCAGAUUCCUUCAGAUGUAUUCCGGAUUCCAAAGCACAGGAUUCCGGAUUCCACAAGCAAAAAUUUCCUGGAUUCCGGUCGAUUCCGGAAUCCAGAUUCCCUAAUAUGGGGCGAACGGAUUAGUUUGGACACUUCUAUUAGCACAAAACUCAUUUACUUUCAAUGCUCAUCGAGAAUCGACAAACAGGCAUUACUCUAAACCAAACAUUAAUCCUAACCCUACCUCAGGUCUGGGAUAGAGCUAGGGUUAAGCCUUAUUUGUUGAGGGUUAAGGUUGAUUGUAAAGAGUUGGUUCGGAUUCUGAAGGCUCGGUCAGUUGGUUAGGCGACGUAGAUAUUAAAAAUAGUUCGUCAUGGGAGGAAACUGAAGCAAGAAAAAGAAUGUAAAAGCAUUUAUAUCUAAGUUACGAAGACUUAAAGGUUUCCCCGACAGUAGUAUAGAAGGGAUGAAAUUAUCCGUUUUUUGGAUUUAAUUAACUUUUUGAGUGGCAUACAUUAACGCUCAAAUAACCUGUCUGUGAGAAAAAAGGAGGAGAAGGUUGUGGUGGUGGAGGAGGAGACAAAAGAAAUGUGUUGAUGGCGGUGGAGAAGGAAAACUAAAGAAAUGUGGUGUUGGUGGAGGAGGAGGAAAACAAAAUAAAUGUGGUGUUGGUGGAGGAGGAGGAAAAUAAAAGAAAUGUGGUGGUGGUGGAGGAGGAAAACAAUAAAGAUAUAAGGAGGUCGAUGUAGGGUCGAUGUGGUGGAGGGAAACAUGUAUGCCACUCAAAAAGUGAAUGAAGUCCAUAAAAAGGGAUAGUUUUAUCCCUCCUAUACUACUCCCACCCGAGAAAAAAGAAAAAGAUCGUUGAUGCAGUAGUGUUAUUUGCACUCUCUGAUAGUUAAAGUUAUUAAACACCAGCAAGUCCACGCGAGAGAUAAUGUGAAAAUGCAAAUAAACUAAGACGAAAUAGUGUCUAAUAAACAUGAAGUGUUUAAGCGGCCUGUGUAAACCGUUGUAGUGAUACUUUACAAGAAUGGGCAAAAUAUGAAAAUUUACAUCCAGUUGUUCGUUAAAACAGAUAAUAAACAUUUAAAUUCUAUUCAACCUUUCCUGUGAUCCAGCAAACAAAAUUACUCUUUCCUCGUUAAAUCAUGGGAACCUUUUAAAAUAUAUAUGUUAAUUAACGAAAACGAAAUUAACUCGACUUUAUUUAAUGUAAAUUAAAACGAAGAAAGAAGUAAAAGAAAAGAAUUUUUUUUGUUAGCCAUCCGUACGCUUUCUCUUUUAGUUCCAUUGGUAUGACAUGACAGGGGUGCUUCCAUUCAAUAUUUCGGCAGUUCCAGCAAGCAUUAAAAAGGUUUUUGCGAAAGCUAGAGUCUAUUAUUGUUUCAGUAUUUGCUUGUUUUUUUUGUUCUUAUCCUUAUUUUCUAGAAGUGUUCAUAAUAAAACUGUGGUUAGAAAAAAAAGGCUAUGAAAAUUAAGGUUACGGAAGUUAAUCAACGCUCCACUUCCAAGAACCAAUCAUUUUACCGUUAGGUACCUCGGUAUAAGUGGAUAAACUGGUGAGAUGAAAAUAGAAAAUAGAAAAAUGAUCAACAGGCUAAUACCAGGCGGAUAUUUGAACAACCUUAAUUAAUUUUCAGAAAUAUCUUUGGCUCGGGGGCAAAUUACGAAAAAAUAAAACAUUCAAUUACACAAAAAAAUUAGUAAACUUUUAACGUUUUCAUACUGCUUUAUUGAUUAAACCUGGGUGACGUUUUGGGAUUUCUAAUCUGUAUUUCUGUUAGUUUUACAGCAUUCAACAAUCCAUUGAGAUUAGCAUUUACGACUUGAGUGCUUUUGCAGACAUUGAAUAACUCACUAACAAGCCUUUGACCUCCUAUUUCUUGUGAAAUUAUCGCCUUGACUUAAAUUGUCCAUUUGGAUAUUGGUCUGGUAAGGGUGGCUUGCGAUGAAUAAUAAUGGUACCCGCCACUUGGCUCAGUUUCAAUUUGAACCAAGCCACAAAAACAAGGUUCAAUAAUGAGCCUUCUUUUCUGGCGUGUGUGAUAUCACAGUGCAUGUGUCAUUGUUCCUUCCAAGAUCGUGGUCACUGAUACAAGUCUAGUAAAAGUUCCGCUUCAAUUACUGUACGGCUACUAUCAUCACCAGUAAGUAAAUUCUCCCCAGAAAGGAAUAAAAAUUGAAUGGUUAGAAUAAGGAGAAUAUCUAUGUCCAUGUAGCGUGAUAAACGGCUUGUACUAUCAAUUCAUAAUUUAUAAAGCUUAAUUUCCAACGGGUACCACCAUACUAAUAGCGCCUGAAGUCUAAAAAGUUCACAAUGAUUGUUUAGAUUUAAAAUAGGUAAAUCAUGGUUAUGUUUAGUCUGUUAGUCGAAUUAUGUCUGCCAAUUUUUCUUUUCCAUAUUUUCGCUGAAUGUGAUAACCAAUUCUAUGGAACAGGCAAGGAGUAUAGCGUAUGUAGGUUUACUAGGAACAACGACGCCAUUUGCGACUUCAAGAAAUUCGAUUCUCGUGGUGACGAGCCUUGCAUGAUCGGAAGAAAGGCAGGCUUGACAAGAAUAGACGGCGUAAAGGUUUGGAUUUUAAGUUAUGAUAAUUUGAUUUUAUUUCAUUUUUUGAAAACAGAUACCAGGCUGCAACAAGCCUGAAGAAUUUCUAUAACCUUUGCAUUUCUAAACCAAAUGUUUCCAUACACAUGCACUUUCACUUACCAAGACUAGAUCUCUCUCUUUCCUGAGCGAGCGAUUGCUGAAAUUAUCGAAAUUUCUAAAGCCAGCCCACGGAUAGAUUGCAAGGGAAUUCGCUCGUAUCUGACCUGUAUAAUUAUUCGCCCAAUGAACUUUUAGGUGCUGUUUGUCAAAAGGUAGCACCCUGCUCUAUCCUGCUUUAAUUACAAGCAUGGGUUUACACAAGUAUUAAUUAGACAGAAGCUGUCAAAUCUAAUAGAAACCUAAAAGACAACCUGCUAAUUACAGUAAAAGGCGGCUUGUUCCAUCGAUCUCUAAUGAAAACGACUGUUUGAGGGGGGAUCGUUGGCCUCGACCUGUUUCCAUAACAACAUUUAAUUGUUAAAAUGCCCUGGUGACGAUAGCCGUAUCAUCUGGCUGCAGGUUGGUCACGUGGAGGAAGUGGAUCUCGGGGACGGGAUAAGGAAACGAAUAACAAGAGCCUUGAGACCACCAGUGUUUGGUGAGAAAGUUAUAACGUAGUAGUUACGAUUUAGUUGAUAUUACAACUUCCAAAUGAAACUAAAAUAAAAUGACACAUUGAAAGAAAGCUCUCUUCCAAAUGGGUUCUUUCGGUAGUUCUUUGUCUUGUGUAGCUGCAGAAACAACUUAAGGAACUGCAAAUUAACGUUCGAUACCGGGGGCAGGAAAAGGUGUUCUUAGCAGAAGAAUUUCCACGAAGCAUUUCAGUAGCCAAAGAUUUUUAAAAUUCGAAAAUAAAAGGAGGGUGAUACUAGGGUCUAUUAUGCAGGUCCCUGAAAAGUUACAAGAUUAGAAAUUUCUUAAGUGUACUCUUACCAGUGCUUUUCAUUUCAAGAAAUUCCAAAUUUCCUAUCCGACGAAGAAUGCGAUCACAUCAUUCAUCUGGCACAAAACACUGGGCUUAUUUCUAGCGUGGCUCGUGGAGGACUCCAGUCUAUCGAGGAAUUUACCAUCCCCGAUAUUCGAAGUAAGAACACAGUCGAAUUAAUGUCAGUAACAAUGUUAUCUAAAUGAAAUAAACUGAGACUGAACUGUUCCCUGUUGCACUUCAUGGAUCUUACUUGCCAUCACGUGCAAAGGGGGGCUCCAAGUAACCUAACAAGGGGUUCUUUCCUCUUUUUAUUCCGUCUUAUUUUUUUAUUUUUUUUUUCGCUUCAGCAUAGCGAGCAAUUGUGGAAAACUCAUUAUGCAAUACAUGUGUGCCGGUGAAUCACGGAUUGCCGACUCCACGACCUCUUAGCCUGCGUAACAAGCGUUUCCGUGCGGUUCAGGAGCAAAGAACGAGGAGCGAGAGUCAAAGACCAAGCGAGAAAUUGCUCAAGUAAAACAUUUUUUGGGUCUCGUUUCAUUUCUCUCGCGGCCAAAACCAAAAAUCCCGUUCCUCGGUCUUUCUUUGCUCCGAAACCAAACGGAAACGCUUGCUACGAAGGCUACCGACCUCUCAAAGGACACCUCUAUAAGACAGACACCUCCGAGUAAAACGUACGGACACCCUGACAGUCGAUCCCUUUCUUUUUUUCUUCCUGUAUUUGACUAUCUAUAUAUUAAAGCCGGACUUCUCUUAGUGGCGGUCCCAAAGGCGUCCAUCUUCGAGGGAGUAAGACUGAUUUAUUUGUCAACUCAAAAUGAAAAUUUUUGUAAACAGUAGAACCUCGAUUUGACGAACCUCUAUAUAACGAAGUCCUGGACAUAACGAAUGAUUUUCAGUAAUAGUAAAAUAUAUGGAAAAGAACCUCGAUAUAACGAAACCUCUAUGGCGAACAAAUUUUGUCAGUCAUUCGGCUCUUCGUUAAAUCGAGUUUACACUGUACUAAGGAAAAAGGUGCUUUUCAGCACUUUUCUUCCAUUCCCUCUCUCACUCUUCUGCGACCAUCAUAUUGUCAGUUUUAAACUGAGAUAUAAUUAUACCUUAAGCAGACUGCGUAAAUCUCAUCAAUAAAGCAAAUAUGAUGCUAGCUGAUUACACUAGGGUCAUUCCAUGUUUCUUUGGAUUGCUUUUGGGCGCAGCGUAAGGAAACUCUAAUGAGUGCAUGCUCUACUGAUUACAGCUGGUAAAGGGGAAGGAAUGAGUGGAUACUUUAAAGGUUUCGAUGUCAACAAAGACGAGAAAGUCACUCUGGAAGAGGUAAGGAGAUUUUUAUUAGAAAUAGUUGGCUGCAUUAUUUGUUACUGAACUCGUCAGUUUUUGGUUUCUUGUGUAGUUAAAAAGGGAUCGAGGAGAUGGUGUUAAAAUAAUUGGCACGUUAUGCUAUUUAUAACAGUUUUAAAAUCCAUUUCUCCCUUUUGAAUCACUUUUGAAGUUUCGAUCAUCUCACUAACUUCCAAGCUGCUGAAUGAGCCAUUGAUUCGCCCUAUGGGGAUCAGUUAUAACAUUUUUAAAAUCCAUUUCUCCCUUUUGAAUCACUUUUGAAGUUUCUAUCAUCUCGCUAACUUCCAAGCUGCUGAAUGAGCCAUUGAUUCGGCCAAUGGGAGUCAUUUAUUUCCACUGUUAGAACCUUGAUACCCGUUUUAUUUACAUUCUGAUAUAUACCUGCCGCAGUCUAAUUUGAUGCUACAAAUGCUUAAUUAAGUUUUUAAAGUAGCAAAUAUGAUUUAUUAGCAGUUCAUCUUGAUGGUCGGGUAUUGCCUUCAACGAUGAUUCACCUCAAUUUCUUUUACGUGUUCCUUGCCAGUAGAGUGAGAUCAAAAGUACCGAAUUAAUUACAUUAAUGAUGAAUUAUGAGGCACACCGAGUAGAAUGAGUACAAAUCUAACUAAAGAUUUUGUUAUUCUUCUUCAAUACAGGUCGCGGCCUUCGCUAAACGAUAUCACUAUCUCAUUCUAACAAAAGAAGAAACGCUGCAAUUGUGAGUGUUUUUUUAUAAGCUCGUCCUACUUGUUCAUUAUGACCCAACGUAUGUAGAUUGUAGCAAACCGAAUUGAGAGGAUGUUCACGUGCGACACAAGCGCACAUGAUAGGACAACGCUAGUUACUAAUAUUUCGAAAUAUUGUUAAUGAUGGAAAAAUACCACCGCGCUAUGUCAAUGUUCGUUUUAUCGCUUAUCUCCCUACGAAAAAAAAAAAAGAUCAUAUUAUUUGGGAUAUAAUAGAACAAACAAUUAAAUUUCUCCUUGGUGGUAUCCUUACCCUUACCGUGCAGAAUUAGAAACGAAAGAAAAGAGUAAUUCAGGCUCCGGCGAAAGUGUCUCGGCCAGUCUGAAAUUGUCGCUUUCAUGAAUUAAAUAAAUGGUGCAAUUGCAGAUUGGAAGGUCGUAAGUAGAGCCAUCCGCUUGAAUUGCAAGGGUUCCCUUAAUGAGAGCUUGCUCUAAAUUUUGGGCUUUCUACUAGAUUAAAAGAAAAUUACACCACUGCUCCUCUAUUUUCAGUGGUGUGGGAUACUUUGAGGUCUAUAAAAGUUUUUUGUUCCAUUGAUUUUUGAUGGCUGUUGUAAUAAUAACUGUUUAUUCACAAAUCCAAAUCGAAAAAGUGAAAAGGAGAUAAAUGAGGUUAUCCCUUUCUAGUUUAUCUCCUGUUGUUGAAGCUCUUCAUGAAAACAUUAUUAAGAGAUGUAAUUCACAAUUUUUACAAAUAUCUGAGACAACAUUGGUCAAUUAUCUUCUCCGACUUUCCUUUCAGACUUCAAAGUAUCAACGUGACGGAAUUUGACGAUGGUAAUUUCUCUUUGUGAGUUCUGUUUCAAACAAGUGAUAAGAAUUAGCCACACAAUUUAUCUCCCCAGUCGUUCAUGAGACUCUUUAGCGAUUAAUUCAACAUCGCAAUUCUUUUAUCUGUCAUUGUCCGCCAAAAAAAAGUUGAAAAAUAAUCUUCAUUGAUUCCUUCUUUUCAUCGUUAAGGAUUUGCCACGCCAGAGGAAUUUGAGCAGAUGAAUACCUUGGGAUUAAGUGACCUACUAUAUAAAACAACUCUGUCACAUCCGCUCCACAGAGCACGAUUCAGUGAACAGACCUGGGUUAAUCAGAGAGGCUUAGACGAUCCAGUCUUAAAUAGGAUAACAGAAAGGUAAGAACAAAAUACAGUCAAAACUGGUCCAAGACCAAACUGUCCAUCUAUCAGAGUUGUCAUUAUUUUAGAGUAGGAAAUUCAGUAUGAACUUUGGUGCACAAAAGUGUCCUUAAUAAUAAAGAGUUAAAUGUACGAUGGUGUUCAAAGGCAAUAAGUAUACCAAGAGAUCAAAAUAGAGGUCACAGUGCUACUUCUCCGCUUUCCUGUUCUAACAAAAACGGUUAUCACGCGGUCGCUUUAACUGUCCUUUCACGGUUGCUUGUAAAGGAGCCGUUUUUGUAGAAGUUUAAACCGGUUUGUACGGUUUAACCAAAUCAAAGUCUCUCCACAUCGUCCCUACAUUUAGGCCACCAUUUGUUUCAUUUGUUAACUCCGCCUCGCUUUAGCGCCCUGAAUCAUGAAAGCGAGUCCUCCAGAAGUCAAACAGUUUACCAGAAACUACAUUUCGCAUGGUCUGCAUAAUACCGUAAAAUUCUGAAAAUAUGCCCCGGGGCUUAUAUUUUUCAAUGGCCCUUUUUGUGAGGCUUAUUUUUGGAGGGGCUCAUCACAUGUUCGGGGGGCUUAUCUGUGGAGGGAAAUUUGAGUUUCAAAAUCGAUUGGGCUUGCCUAAAAGUUGAAAGGAAAUUUACCGUUUUUGCUUUGUUUUACUUUGUAAAUGUAAUUGAGGGCAAUUUCCAAUUACAAGCCCAAGGGGGGCUUAUAUUUGGAGUGGCGAUUUAAGGGAGGGGUUUUUGCGUUACGAGUUUGGUGGGGCUUAUAUUUGGAGGGGCUUAUACAUGGAGGGGCUUAUUUUCGGAAUUUUACGGUACCUUUUUUUGAAAUUAAGACUCCCUUUCUGUCCUGUUAUCAUCUCUUAGUAUAUCAGAUAAGUUGAACAUUUCAAACUGCUACCUCCCCUCCCAUGCUGGAUUUAAGGCCUGGAGGAUCUCCUUGUCAAAAGAAUUACAGUGGCGGAUCCAGGGGAGGGGCUCGGGUUCCCCCAUUAUUUUUAGACCAAACUGUGGCCCGAGGGGCCGAAAAAAUCUUUUUUUGGACCCCCCUUCCCCCCCUUAUCUAAGGGUCUGGAUGACCGGGUCACCCCCUUAUCUCAAGUUCUGGAUCCGGCACUGGAUUAUACAGAAUUCAAAACUGAAAAUGGGAAUAAAAUAUUGUGAUAAACUUUUUUAUUAUUAUUUUUAGAGUUGUGGAACUUACAAGACUUCCUCGAGAAAUCAUCUACGGAAGUGAGAGGUUGCAGGUCAUACAAACUAUGCUGUUGAAUCUCAUAACGAAGUUCACUACUGUUGCACAAUCAGAUUUGCAAGAAUAUGCAGCAAGAAAACUGAAUAUACUUGUUAAUAACCAUUUUUGAAGCAAGCAAUUGUUCAAAAUAUACUUCUUUAACUACCCAACUCCGAAACAUGAUCAGGCCUAGUCUUCUGCGAAGGCGUCCUCUGUGUCGUCAUGUAACGUAAUGCGUUAUGACACAAGAACGGCUGCGUUGAAGACUACAUCAGGCCCAGCUUGCUCCAAAGUUGUAUAGCUCUUCUACCUCCUGUGCAAACCGAUUGUGUUUGCUAAUGUUGUAACGAACUUUGUUAAGGUUCACUUGAAUUUACUUUUUAAUUUCAUCUUGACAGGUUGUUCAUUAUGGACAAAGUGGUCACUACCACGCACACUUUGACUCUGAAACUCAUGAAAGGACGGAUGCAAAGUGCUGUCAUUUGCAUGAAGACGUUAUAAAAGUUUUUGCAAAGGGACAGGGCUGUAGGAUAUGCAGGUAAUAGUCUUCAAAUUCGUACGGUUGAGUUCGACGGAAACAUUAAUUAUUCUCAGUAUACGAUCUUCACGCCCAGGCAGAGUAAUCAGUUAAAUGUAACUAAGGAAAAAAUACAUAAUGACAUUAGCUAACUAUUAUUAUGUUUUUAUUAUUGUAUUGUAUUUGCUCUUGUAGACGACGCGCAAACUUUGCCUUCAGCAUCCGCGCCAGAAUGACAACAAAGAGAUUCGACUCUUUAGAACGGCGAAAGCCCAUCUGUGAAUUGAACUUUGAAAGAAUGACCAUAAGCUCUUUCGAUAACUAAAGCCUUUCAAAUACGGCAAAUUUUAUCUGUCAAAUAAAACUAAGGCGCGAAUUCUCAGGCAACUACAAUUGUACGCAAACGGCUAGGUUAAAAUCCGUGUUAGGGGGAGUGAGUCAAUAGCUAGCCCUGAGCCAAACAAAUUUCUUUAACGAAGGCGUCCUCAAUCAUCAGCUGUAUGCUAACAUUCAGCCUGAUCCAUCAGUUUGCACGUAUAACUGUUACUUAUCUUUUCAGAUACAUCACAAUACUAUAUUAUCUCAAUGACGUUGAAGAAGGAGGCGAGACAGCCUUCCCAAUGGCGGACAAUGCCACUUUAGACAUGUAAGUAAGUAAGUUGUUGGUAUAAAUCCGCUGUUGGCCUCGCUCUAACGGGUCUUGAUUCGAGUUAUGCAACAAAAUUUGAUAUUACCUUACAGUACUAGAGAGCAUUGGCAACUUGCAGCGAGUAAUUUUCCUGCUAAUCGGCUCCUGUUUUCAGGUAUCUGUAGAUUAAAAUGAUGUGUGCUUAUUAUGGGUUAUUUUGGGUAGACUCACUUGGAUAUGUCAUAUUUGUGAGCUUGAUUUCAGCCAAAAACUGAAAAAAUCACAAGCUAAAACAAAUUUUGUCAGUGCGUCUCUAGGGGCGGACCCAGAAAAUUCAAAAAGUGGUGGCGGGGACACUGCCCUUGCCCUCUUGCCAGCUUUAUAGUUUAUUUUUAUUUUCGUUGAGAAUUCUAUCAAAAUAAUACAAAAUUUUAAAGAAAAAGGGGUGUCGCGGCCCCCUCGGACAAUCCCUAAAUUCGCUCUGACUUGGUCUGCAAUCAUUUCGAUAGACAGAGAGCUUACAGAAACUGGACUACAAAAAAAACAGCUUGAUGGUUUACAACUGAUUACAGGCGAUGUUCCCGGAAAGUUUCUUCUGAAGCUUCAACUCACCAAUUUUAUUUACAAACAUUUGCCAUAUUAUUGAAAUCCAGUUUAUCACAGACGUUCAGGAAAUCUGUUUUAAAAUUUAUUACCCAGUUUCCUGGACAACAUAGUCUUGAUGAAUGGGCAAUGAUGCGAAAACUUUUACUUUUUAGGAAAUGAUCGCAAGUCGUGGUAAGCUAGACUACUACAACCUUAGUCACAAUUGUCACAAGGGUAAUCUAGUAGUCAGUCCACGUAAGGGAACUGCAAUCAUGUGGUACAACCACUUGCUUGAUGAAGAAAGUGGCUGGUUGGGGCCUAGAGACGAAUAUAGUUUACAUGGCGGAUGUGAUAUACUGAAAGGAGAAAAGUGGAUCGCAAAUAACUGGAUCACGGCACCAUACAAGGAUGGGGCCCAUAUUCCAAGUACAUGGUUGAAGAAAUCUGACUUCUAA